AUGUCGCGCUCUUCCGCAGGUUUUGCAGACUUUUUUCCUACCGCCCCGUCAGUCAUUCAGCAAAAACGAUUCAAAGCCACUAAAGAGCGACAGCGGUCAAGGGCUCAACCCGACAAGGAGCAUACCCAUGAAGAUCGCGCCAUCCCACCUGCGCCCAGGGCGGUUGAGGAAGCGAUUAUUGGCGACGUUCCUCCCUCAGAGGCAUUACCGGCUCCUUCGGCGGAUUUGAGCAAAUCGCGGAGAGAGUUUACGGGAGAUGGCUUGGUCAGUCCUGGAGGAAUGGGCAGCCCAGCAGUCAACUCAUCUGGGCCUGGGACAGGAUCUUCGAAUGAGAUUCGCCUCGAUACUUUGACGCCUCUCACAAAUGCGGAGUCUUCACCGCAUCACAAGUCGAGUCCGUCUCAAAUCAAGGCAACAAACGGCACUACGAAUGACCGCUCCAAAGAACACCAGACUGAAGCAUCAAAAAAUACCAUGACCCCUCUUUGUACACCACCGACCCCAACACAGCAACCGCAAAGCCAUCGUCCCAGCAUUGUUAGGGGCUGCAAGCUGGUUCACGAUCCUGACAAAGCUUCAUCAAAGGAUAAGCGGAAGAAGCCUUGCUACGUGGAUAUUGUCACAAACGAACAGGAGGAAAGCUUGCCGGACCCUCGUCUGAACAUACAGAACUAUUCCCGCGGCGCUGGAUGCAGGCAGAAAACGAAAUAUCGACCCGCCCCUUAUGUCCUAAGACAUUGGCCGUACGACCCAGCUACCACGGUAGGACCAGGACCUCCCGUGCAAUUAGUCGUCACUGGCUUUGAUCCCUUGACUCCUCUGGCGCCGAUUACUGCUCUCUUCUCAAGCUUUGGCGACAUCUCAGAAAUCAACAACCGCACGGAUCCAAUAACGGGACGGUUUCUCGGAAUAUGCUCUAUCAAGUAUAAGGACAGUCCUUCCUUCCAUGGCGGUGGGCCGGUUUCCGCAGCCGGGGCGGCGAGGCGCGCUUAUUUCGAGUGCAAGAAAGGACAGCGCAUUGGCAAUCAUCGUGUCAGGGUCGAGCUGGACCGCGAUGGGGUGAUUUCCGGGAAACUCGUCUCGAGAGCAAUAGAGGCUCAGAGGAUGGGAUCCAAAAACGAUUUGCAGAUUCCGGAUGAGGUUAAAGCCGAAGUUGAAAUUCAAAAGAACGAGCCUCCACCAGAGGCACCAAAAGGCCCUUCAGGAAAGUCCUCCAUGCGUCCUCUGCCUCUCGUACCCGAGGGUCCAAGGGCAAACUUUGCGAAACCAGCAGUGCCGUCUCUAGUGGAAGAGGUUCCUAUACUGAGCCAGAUAAAGCGCGAUCCCUACAUUUUCAUCGCGCAUUGCUACGUUCCAGUCUUAAGCCACACCGUGCCACAUUUGAAGAAGCGGCUCAAAGUAUUUGGAUGGAAAGACAUUCGAUGUGACAAGACUGGGUACUAUAUAGUCUUUGAGAACUCUCGUCGCGGCGAAGAGGAAACGGCCAGGUGCUACAAGUACUCGCACAUGAAGCCCUUGUUCACAUACAUCAUGAACAUGGAAAGCCAGCCCUACGGCAACCCGCAUUAUGAACGCAGCCCAAGUCCUGAGCGAUUGAAACGAGAAAAGCGGGCUAAAGCAGAGUCCGAACGGCUGAAACGGGAGGCUGAACUGGACGUCGAAGAAGAAAAGAAACAGCGAGCCCUAGACUUUGAUCCGUGCAAGGAAGUCUUGGCCAUAAUAGUGAAAGAUCUUAAAGACAAGCUUCUUGAAGAUACCAAGUCACGGAUAGCUGCGCCGGCAUUAUAUGAAUUCCUGGAUCCAGACCGACACGCACUGCGGAGAAGGCAAUUGGGAAUACCUGAUCCAGAGGGGGUAAAGCGGCCAAUGUUUCGCCUUGACUUUGACAGUCGGGACAGCACACCUGAUCCACAUUCGAGACUGCGGCACCCCCUCAGUACACCUGGGCUUAACAUCCUUGCACUUCCCCGUAUCAGGAAGUCGCAUCGACUCGACCGUACAGAAACAGCUUUCUUAGAUGAGAGGCGCAAGCAACCUCUAAGAAGGAAAGAGGUUCGGCCUCUUUACCAUCGCCUACAACAGCUACAUGAUGAGGAAGAAUCAGACGAUGAGCAGCACACCCCUCUAUCUAGGGACACCGAGGAUGAUGAAGAGAGCCGGGCCCAAAGUCGUAUGAGCUCAGCCACCGAAUCCGACGAUGGUGAGGAUACAGAACCGUUCGAUGUCUCGACAGACGUACUGGACAGCAAGGGUCCUGAUGAUUUGGCAAAUGCAGAUAUGGGAGUUGCUGAUGAAGGAUUCUCUCCAUCCCGAAAGAGGAAAAGAAUCGGCGAUGGCUUCGAUCAUCGGAAAAAGCAAAAGGGAGAUGAUGCCUUCAAUCUGGAGCAGGAUGAUACGCCGACCGGGGGCCUGCCAACUUAUCUGGAGAGUACCGAUAAGGACAUCAUUGCUCAAAGGACGUCUGGAUUGGCAAAGGACUCUCGGGGCCUGGACGACGACACGAACUUAUCGCGCUCAGAGGGGCUUGAUAUACAAUACCCGGGUGGUGAAUAUGCUCAGCCGUUGUCUGAGGAUGCAGUUGACGAAGCUGCCGGUCAUGGUGGACCCAGGCUGGAAGUUGAAUGGAGAACCUCUAAUGACGAACCCCGGCCGAUCGUUGAUGAUGACGACCUGAUUGUUCUGGACUUGGAUGGAUGGCAGAACCUGGUCAAGGAUGACGAGGAUCUACUCUUCCUUCGUAAUAUCCUCAAGGAGCAAACCCCGUCUAGCGUCGGCAACCUUUCCGCUUGGGCAUGGCGACAGAAGGAGAUCAAAGCUCUAAAUCGCCCCGGCGAUAUAGGACCCACGCAGCAGCCGGCUACUAUCAAUGGCUACUAUGUCCCGAAUACAACAGGCGCUGCUCGGACCGAAGGAAGAAAGAGGAUUCUUGAGUCAGAGAAAUCAAAGUAUCUUCCACACCGUAUCAAGGUGCAAAAGGCUCGUGAAGAGCGCGAGGCCAAGGCCAAAAGCGACCCGCAGAAUGCUGCCGCCGAGGCCGCGCGCAUUGCUGCCGCAAAGACGAUUUCCAAAUCGACAUCUCGAUCAACAAGAGUCAACAACCGCAGGCUUAUUGCAGAUAUUAAUGCACAAAAACAAGCUCUACCAGCGCAGAGCGGUGAUAGCGAUGCUCUCCGUUUCAAUCAGCUGAAGAAGCGAAAGAAGCCAGUGCGGUUCGCACGGUCCGCGAUUCAUAAUUGGGGUCUUUAUGCGGAAGUCAAUAUUUCUGCCAACGAGAUGAUUAUCGAGUAUGUUGGAGAGAAAGUACGGCAGCAGGUUGCCGAUAUGAGGGAAAGGCGAUACCUCAAAAGCGGUAUUGGCAGUAGCUAUUUGUUCCGCAUCGAUGAAAAUACAGUCAUUGACGCGACAAAGAGGGGUGGCAUUGCUAGGUUUAUCAACCAUAGCUGCACUCCAAACUGUACCGCCAAAAUCAUCAAGGUUGAUGGGAGCAAACGAAUCGUUAUUUACGCGUUGAGGGACAUUGAAAGAGACGAGGAGCUGACCUACGACUACAAAUUCGAGAGGGAGUGGGAUAGUGAUGACCGGAUUCCAUGCCUUUGUGGCUCGGCCGGAUGCAAGGGAUUUUUGAAUUAA
Aspergillus calidoustus is the source of this 3630-nucleotide messenger RNA. The record is from the annotation of a GenBank genome assembly. NCBI's taxonomy places the organism in Eukaryota, Fungi, Ascomycota, Eurotiomycetes, Eurotiales, Aspergillaceae.